Messenger RNA from Jaculus jaculus (lesser Egyptian jerboa), 587 nucleotides. It is a transcript of the gene Ak6, whose product is annotated as adenylate kinase 6. Gene Ontology annotation, cellular component: cytoplasm; nucleus. Gene Ontology annotation, molecular function: ATP binding; ATP hydrolysis activity; AMP kinase activity. The transcript is spliced from 5 exons. Bases 47 to 562 code for a protein of 171 amino acids. The record is from RefSeq and is a predicted model, not a curated record. Lineage: Eukaryota; Metazoa; Chordata; Mammalia; Rodentia; Dipodidae.
GUCGCGCGCGUGCGCAGAGGCGCUGCGUGCCGUGUCGGCGAGGACUAUGCAGCUUCCGAACAUCCUGCUCACCGGUACUCCAGGGGUUGGAAAGACCACACUGGGCAAAGAACUUGCAUCAAGAUCAGGACUGAAAUAUAUUAAUGUGGGUGAUUUAGCUCGUGAAGGGGAGUUAUAUGAUGGCUAUGAUGAAGAAUAUGAUUGUCCCAUUUUAGAUGAAGACAGAGUUGUUGAUGAGCUAGAGAACCACAUGAGAGAAGGUGGUGUUAUCGUUGAUUACCAUGGCUGCGAUUUCUUUCCUGAACGCUGGUUUCACAUCGUUUUUGUGUUGAGAACAGAUAACACCAUAUUGUACAAAAGACUUGAAACAAGGGGUUAUAAUGAGAAGAAACUAAAGGACAAUAUCCAGUGUGAGAUUUUUCAAGUUCUUUAUGAAGAAGCCACAGCAUCUUACAAAGAAGAAAUUGUGCAUCAGCUGCCCAGCAAUACACCGGAAGAGCUAGAGGAUAAUAUAAACCAGAUCCUGAAGUGGAUUGAGCAGUGGGUCAAAGAUAAUAAAUAAAUAGCUCUUGACUUGUAAGACUGGC